Molecule: messenger RNA, 1434 nt
Organism: Puccinia triticina
Lineage: Eukaryota; Fungi; Basidiomycota; Pucciniomycetes; Pucciniales; Pucciniaceae
Exons: 7
Coding region: 1-1434 (477 amino acids)
Biological process (GO): proteolysis
Molecular function (GO): aspartic-type endopeptidase activity
Source: RefSeq, a predicted model, not a curated record
AUGAAGAAAGCCCACUGGACCAUCACCAUCCUCAUCCUCACCCCCCCGGCAGCAGCAGACACCCUCACCAUCCCCGUCUUCCGCAGACGAGCAGCACACAGCAGACUCCAGCAGCAGCGGCUCAGGCUCAUCACCAAGGAGUACUUCGCCUCCAUCUUCAUCGGCACCCCGCCCCAGCUCCUCAACGUCAUCCUCGACACCGGCUCCUCCGACCUCUGGAUCGCAUCCGCCAACUGCUCCGUCGCCAACGGAUGCAGCCUCGGCCUCGGCCCCCGCUUCGACCCCCUCAACAGCUCCUCCGCCUCCACCGCCAACUCCCCCUUCGCCAUCAAAUACGGAAGCGGCUCGGCCACCGGUAAAAUGUACUCCGACAACAUCACCUUCGCCGGAUACAAACUGCCCCCGCAGAGCUUCGCCGUCGUGGACACCGUCUCCUCCGAACUGCUGAGCAGAGACGUCUCAGGACUGAUGGGGCUCGGGUUCCAGCCGCUAGCCUCCUCGGGGGUCACGCCGAUCUGGCAGAGUCUCAUGAACAACGGCAGCCAGAGCGGGGGGAACGUGAGCUUCGCGGGCUUCAGCUUCGGCCUCACCAGGUACAUCAACAGCAGCCGGCCCGGCGAGGUCGAGCCCGGCGGGCUGUUCACCCUCGGCACCCUCAACGCCUCGCUCAUCGCCCCCGGCGAGCCCAUCAGCUUCAUCCCCGUCCCCAACGGCCUCCAGUCCUACUGGCUCAUCCCCCUCGACGGCAUCGACGUCAACGGCACCCCGCUCAACCUCAACGCCCAGGCCUCCCCCAACGUCGCCAUCGACACCGGCACAACGCUCAUCGGCGGGCCGGCCAACGAGGUCAAGCAGUUCUACAGCCAAGUCUCCGGCUCCUCGCCCGCCUCCGGCUCCUACCAAGGCUACUACUCCUAUCCCUGCAACUCCUCCGUCCUCGUCACCUUCCGGUUCGGAGGCAAGAACUACUCGAUGGCCCCGGACGACUUCAACCUCGGGCCGUUCGGCUCGAACGGGCGCUGUCUGGGCUCGGUGUUCGAGCUCGAGCUGUCGGGCGCGUCGCGCUCGCUGAUCUCCUGGGUGAUCGGGGACUCGUUCCUCAAGAAUGUGUUGUCGGUGUACAGAUACGUGCCGCCGGCCGUCGGCUUCGCCAGGCUCUCUACGGCCUUCAACAGCUCCGGGCCCAGCGUCGUCACCCCCGGCGGCCCGCUCUGGACCCCCGGCCUGCUGCACACCGUCGAGGCCCCCGCCCCGGGCGCGCCCCGGACAGGCGCCGCCGGGCUCGUCGCCGGCCUGCGCAACGGACUCAACGGCUCCCUCCAAGCCCCCGCCGACCCCGCCGCCGCCCCGCGCAAGGCCGCCGCCCCGUCUGCCCGUCUGCCCCCAUCCCCGCCCGCGCUCCUCGCCGCCCUCGCCGCCGCGCUCUGCCUCUGA